Micropterus salmoides (largemouth bass) is the source of this 1681-nucleotide messenger RNA. RefSeq names its product G-protein coupled receptor 151. The transcript has a single exon. The coding region runs from base 222 to 1355 and encodes 377 amino acids. Gene Ontology annotation, cellular component: membrane. Gene Ontology annotation, biological process: G protein-coupled receptor signaling pathway. NCBI's taxonomy places the organism in Eukaryota, Metazoa, Chordata, Actinopteri, Centrarchiformes, Centrarchidae. The record is from RefSeq and is a predicted model, not a curated record. Gene Ontology annotation, molecular function: G protein-coupled receptor activity.
AAUAGCCUACCUGCCAUCCUACUCACCCACUUGCUGAUGCGAUCACGACCACGUUCACAGCGUUUCAGCACCGCGGCGCGCAGGACAGCUCCUCCGCCUUUUUGUCCUCCAGGACGAUAAUCUGCGGAGAAAAGUGGAACUCAACGCAAAAAACAACGUUUCUCAUUUCUUUUGUUGGCUGCAUUUUUUUCACUUUAAGGAUCUCGAACUUUAAAGAAGAGAUGGAUAUUGAUCGUCCUGCAAAUGUGUCAUUUUUUGAUUUCGUUGGAGGAGUUCAACUUCUCCAGGGGGAGGACACCAGGACAGCCAUGCCUGUCAUCCUCAUCGGGAUCUGCGUGUCCGGAGCGGUUGGGAAUUUGCUCGUUUUGCUAAUUUUCAUCCGUGACUUUAGAAACGGAAAGGGCUCAGAGGUGAAAGCGCUCCUCGCCUCUCUUGCCUCCACGGACUUGGUGAUCCUGCUGUUGUGCGCCCCCGUGCGCGCCGUCACCUACUACAAGCAGACCUGGACCUUGGGGAGCUUUGUCUGCAGCACUACGGACUGGUUCCAGCACUCUUGUGUGGUUGCAAAAACUUUAAUCCUUGCAGUCACCACCAGAGCCAAACACACUAUUGUUCCCAGAACCGCCACGGGUCCACUUUACAACCCAACGUGGAUUCACGGAGCCCUGGCGUUCAUUUGGAUUUUGUCAAUGAUGUUUCCGAUUCCCCAGAUGCUUUUUGCCUCUACGGUGCAGCAUGGCCGCGACACUAUUUGCGUCUCUGAAAUGCCAGUGUGCGCGUCUGACUUCAUGAGUUUCUUCUACAAGAUUUAUCCAACUGCGACCUAUGUGGUGCCGGUCAUCUUUACAAUUGCCUACUACACAAAAACGCUGCACACUGCGGUGAAUCACGCACCAAGCCCGCAGCAUCAGAGCAAGGUUAUCCUGGUUUUACUGUGUCUGAGUGGCGCCCUCGGGCUCAUGCUGCUGCCAGAGUGGGGGACAUUCACCUGGAUAAGGCUCGGGUAUAACAAACCUCCCGUCGGUUUGAUCAUCUUUGCGCAAGUCCUCCUUUACGCAUGCAGCUCCCUGUCUCCGGUGAUCUUAAUGACCAUGUACGACGACGUGCGCCAAGGACUGAUCACCAUCUGGUUCAUCGGGACCUGCAGAGGCCCAAAGCACCUCCCCAGGAUCAAGUGUCCAAAAACGGAGGGGAACGGAGCAGAACUCGGAGCCAACGCCGUCGCCAACGCGGUGUCACAGGAGAAGGAGAAGACCUUCCCAGAUGUGGAGCACUUUUGGACAGGGCGCAGAAACACACACGUCGAGGAGGAGCAGGAUCCGGUUCCGUGGGAGAGAGAGGAGAAAAUGUUGUAGUGAAUCAGAUGUGUCUUUUUUAGCAGAAGAUUUCAACUUGUUCUCAACUGGUUUCUAGUGUGUUGACCCACAGUGCAGACCCUCGUUGAACGGCUGUAGCGGCCUGUUUGAUGUCGUGAGCUUGAUUAGAUGUAAACUAAACUUGUACACUAUCAUGUUUUGAUGUUACACAUGUUUCUACUAUCUAUUUUGAAUAUUCUUGUCUGCAGUAUUGCUGCACUGUCAAGUAGAGCACCUUUAAUAGCGGAGGUUUGUACAAAUAUGAAGCCAAUAUUUAAAAUAUCCAGGAAACUCGAGCAUCAGAGGAGUUGUUGUGAUCGUGUAAG